GUUCUGACGUCGAGCGCAUCCAUUCUAACGAACUUUCAUCUUUCUUCUGCUUUUCUUACGCUUUCUUACGUUCACAAUGAAAUCCUUCACGACUUUCGUCUUCAUCCUUCUCUCCCUCUUCUCUGCGCUUGUGUAUGCUCUCCCCCUGAAUGAGCGCAACGUUGAGGCUCGCGAUGUCUUUGUGCCUCCCGUCACAUAUCCUCACCAAGGCACCAUCUGGCUCGCUGGUGCCCACUACGAUGUCACUUGGGAGACUAAUGACGCUCCGGUGAACAUCACCAACUCCAUCGGUCAGAUCUACCUGCGCGUUGGAGAAGAGACCUGGUUGAACACUACUCUAGCGAGUGGUUUCAACAUUCGUGACGGUACCGUCCGUGUUCAGGCUCCUAAAGUUCCUACUGGCAUCGACUAUUCCCUCGUCCUCUUCGGCGACUCGGGCAACUUCAGCCCUGAGUUCACUAUCAUCAACGGGUGGCUCUAAGCUGUCCUUUAAACUGAGUUGAUUCUCGCUGUGAAAUUCUUUUCGGUUCUCGCACAGAUUACUUAGGUUUGACUUUCGUCACGGACAUCAUGGACUUGUUUUAUUUUUCCGGACUUCUGCAAUUCGCAAUAUUAAUGUCGUUUCUACGUCUUCCUCUCUUCUACGUUUCUUCUACCAAAUUUUACACCAACGCUGUUGGUGGCGACGUUUUGUUUGACACUUUUGGGGGCUGUAGUUAAUAGGUGAUAUUGGACUUGUAGUACACGAUGCAUGAUAUGGAAAAUACAAUCAACUUAAUAUAUAAUGC
Messenger RNA from Coniophora puteana RWD-64-598 SS2, 788 nucleotides. RefSeq lists its product as uncharacterized. The transcript is spliced from 4 exons. The record is from RefSeq and is a predicted model, not a curated record. NCBI's taxonomy places the organism in Eukaryota, Fungi, Basidiomycota, Agaricomycetes, Boletales, Coniophoraceae. The coding region runs from base 77 to 481 and encodes 134 amino acids.